Molecule: messenger RNA, 924 nt
Organism: Botrytis fragariae
Lineage: Eukaryota; Fungi; Ascomycota; Leotiomycetes; Helotiales; Sclerotiniaceae
Exons: 2
Coding region: 1-924 (307 amino acids)
Source: RefSeq, a predicted model, not a curated record
AUGCUCAUCGAUCUAGUUAGAUGGUCAAUUGAGAAAACAUCUCCUUCAAAUCCUCCAUCUGUCAUCGCCAUUAUGCCAAAUAAAAAGCACAAAAAGUCUUUCCAUGUCUACGAGGAUCAUGACGCCACUAAACCAGAAUACUGUACUGGCGAUUUUCUCUGCUCCCUCUGUUUCAAAGACAGUACAACUCUAGGCCCUUGCACUGCAUGCUGUAAAGGAUGUCCAAAUUGCGGUACUCUACUUAGUGAAUCGUUGAAACGAGAACAAGAUGCAGUUGUGCAUCUCACCAAGUCGGAAUCAACAACAAAUUCGCUAUUCCAGAUCCCAUCUAACAGUGGAACUCUAACUACCAAGGCCAGUAGUCAAUCUAUUAGUACUAGAGAUGCAACUAAAUCAUCAUCUCCGCCAUCUUAUAUCUGUGAACGGGGGCUCCCUCCAGAUAAUGGAUAUCAAACAUCCAUCCCUACGACUCCUAUUCGGUCCCAAUACAUUUCUAAAAACAACAGCCCGGCUUUACCUGGUCGCCAUAGUGAAUUCCACUCGCCCAUCAGCCAACAACAACGCAGUCCACAUAUUUCCCCACGCGUCAUGCUAAAUCACCAGCCUUCCCGCAAUAGCAAGAGUCUAUCUUUGACUGGCAGCCAAGAUUCGCUCAUACCAAUUUCACCAGCGGGAACAUACAUCGGCCAACAACGCAGCCCGAAAGCAUCUCAAUACGGCAUUCGAACACAUGCUGAUAAGUUAAGAGCUGCAUUAGCAUGUCCAAUCGAUGAACUUCCCCAGAUAAAGUACAAGCCGUCGAGAAAGACUCCUUUGAGGAAGAAGAUAGGCUUGCUUUUGAGAAGAUUUCAGUACAAGUUUGAGAAGCCCUUGGUUACAAGCAACCAUCAGUUGAUUACGAGCAGUGAUGAUGAUUUGAAGUAG